UACGCUUCACACAGGAUAAUGGGACGUACCGCAGUAGCGAAUCCCUCUUUUGCUUUGGCGACUUUGGUGAUGAUAAUUUUGUAUGCCGAGAUUUGUCAAGGUGGAGUGUUUAAUUCAGAUGGCUCUUCGUAUGGUAAUCAGGAUGGAUAUGAGGAUGAAGAAUUUGAAAAUUUCGAAUCAGGGCCGUUUUUGCCUGUUGUCCCUGGCAUUGGCAUGGGCCUAGAUCCUAGCCAACUUCAAAAUCUUUUAAGUUCUUUUGGUGAACCUGAGGUGUAUGAUAUUCCUGCGGUAUCCGAACACGUCUACGGAUCUCCAAGCAAGGUGGUAAUAGGCGGCUACGACGGCCCGAUAAAGAAGCUUCAAGGCACGAUUCAAAGUUUCCAUCAGGUGCGAACGAUAGAUAAUGGAGGACAUGCUGUAGAGAGUUCUAUGCAUCGUUCAAUCGACCAAUAUGUGGGUAAAAUGACUUCUCACCACAAGCGCAGCGAAUACGAUGACUUCAGCUUCCCAGCUGACUGGUAGAGCAGCGUGUUGCCCUAUACAUCACGUAGGCCAUUACGGAGUUGUGAACCAUGCGUAAAGCCUUGACUCAUCUCAGCGUUCAGAUAAUUUUACAUUUUUCCAGUAGUCGAUUUGCUGCAAAUCUAGGAUUAUAGCUAUAACAUGUGAACGAUUAUAUUCAUAUUAAAAUGUAUAUUGAUUUCUCUAACUAUACCUAUAUGGGAUGAAUCAGUAUGGUUGUACGCGUAGAUCUCUGAUUCAAUUGAUAAUAUCGGUUACAAACUAAGUUAACAUAUCACGGAUGAAAGACAAACCUGGAAAACGCUCAAGACAAUAUCAACUGGAUACGUGCACUGUUUGCAUUGAGGCCUGACCUACCUUGGCUUACUUUAAUUAUUUUUGCCUCUAGAAUGAGGUAUCGUUUUUUUGUUAUUGUACCGAUGAAUAGCACUAUUAAGGACGUAUGUGAGGCAUUGCACGAUGAACUUAGAAUCUUGUAAGAUUUGAGCUCUCGCUAAAGCGAGAUUAUUGCUAAUUAGCGCACCUUAAAAUAACGACUUGUCUAAGCUCUUAAUACCUGUCUGUAAAUACCUUUGUGUUAUUUGUAAAUAUACUCAAUUACAUGGCCGGAGGCGACUGGUUCGAGUCCCGCGAUGGAAGAUUUGGCUUCGCCGAACUUUUAAUUCAUGGGCGUGAUAUUAACAAAUAAAUAAUAACAAUGCACACAAUGUUGAACUAUCUAAAUGUAUUUUCACUUAGAGUUAAGCACGUUAAGUGCCCUCAAGGCUUACAAAAAUGAACGGAAUUUUCUUAAAAUAUGUAUAUAGACAAGCUUAAUAUAAUCAAACAGUCUUUCAGAUCCCUCGAAUUAGCGAAUGCUUACAUGUCCCUCUAAAAGUGCAAUGUAUACACACAGACCGACUUUGAGACUAUUGGAGAUCAACCCUCAUAGUUUUUCAUCGAUGCGAACCUAUCCGUUAGCAGCAGCUUUCUCCUCCUGCGUUUAUAACGUGAAAGGUACAGAUAACAAAUUUACUGCUUUCCACGCCUUCCUUACAUCUUCGAAUAAAGCCUGUACGCCCCUUAAUUCAGCUCCCACUGCUAGAUACUGAUCGAAAAUACUAUUACAGGGUUGUCUAUCAAAUAUAGAUCCUAUUUUCGCCUCCAGGAGGUCCUAAAAUUAGGCGUGAAAUCGCUUCCGGAAUGGAAAGGCUGGAUAAAUCACGUCCCACGAAAAAAACAUCAGGGUGCCCGUUUACAAAAAAAAAUUCACCAACUACCGUGAAAUAGAUUACUACUACUACUACCCUACUAUCAAAGUUUAUUGCUAUGAGUGAGUUCCAUUUUGAAGUAAUAUCAUCACCAUUAUGCCAAACACCACUUAAGAAGGGCAAGAACCUUCAUGCCCCCGCCGGCUGCUCUCGUAUCUAAUUUCACCGUUUGCGGUCUUUUGUCGCCCUUUUGUUGCACAGGGUGAAGAGUUACAAUAAUUUUUAUAAAGAUUCAGCAAUGUUGUGACAAAUUACGAUAAUAUUCAAGUGUGUCUGUGUGUGUGUGUGUGUGUGUGUGUGUGUGUCUCACUACAGUCGUUUUCAAAAUACGUGCGUCUGAUGUUCAAGGUACCUAAAGCGGAAGAGCGUGUCAUAAGCACUUCAAUCAACCCACUCCUUUCAGAUCAUAGUGUUUCAAAUCUAUCAUCUCCCCUAUUGUAGGGACCCAAAAGAAAAUCCUGAUAGACUGGUGGUAUUAUGACCAAUCAAAAAGGAUUCUCUUAUGAAAUAUCUUGCAUUUCUGAAUAGUUUAAAUAUCGUUUUGUCAAAAAAACUUGGUAAAAGUUUAUAGUUAAGUGGACAUUAGCACAUCAACAAGAAAAUCAGCGUAACGAUUUUUUUCGCGUGGACGAAACGCACACCCGAACACAAUGCAUAUUUAAAACGAGAAAAGCGGGUGACUACAUUCAAAGGUACACACCUGUAUAUUAGAUCUCUGCGAAAAUAGCAUCACAAGCGAUACAAACGUUUCUAUAAACAAGGAUCACUACAAUUUCUCUAAAACCCAAAAGCAAACCAGUGAAAAUGAUUAUUUUAAAAGUCCAUGACCCAAACAGUAUUCUUGUCGAGUGCUGCACGGUCUUCUCUCUUGAAAUGAAUAAACAACAUCGAGUAAAAGGUCAAAAUAAGGGAAGGGUUACAUCUAAGCAACAAUGUCUGCUACAAUCUAUAAAUGAAUGCAUGAAUGAUGGCCGAUUCACGAAAGCUGGUACAUUUACUGCGUAGACAUUCAACGCAACGAAGCGUUAAUUUCUUGAUAAGUCUUCUAA
Varroa destructor (honeybee mite) is the source of this 2821-nucleotide messenger RNA. RefSeq lists its product as uncharacterized. The record is from RefSeq and is a predicted model, not a curated record. Lineage: Eukaryota; Metazoa; Arthropoda; Arachnida; Mesostigmata; Varroidae.